This is a messenger RNA of Chilo suppressalis (striped riceborer), 935 nucleotides long. NCBI's taxonomy places the organism in Eukaryota, Metazoa, Arthropoda, Insecta, Lepidoptera, Crambidae. The record is from the annotation of a GenBank genome assembly.
AAGGAUGCAGAAACCAGACACAAUCAUUACCAUACAGGCAUACGGGAUGGCACACCUGGAUACGAGACGCGAGAGCCUGAUGGUCGCCCCAGGGCUGCAGUCAGGGCCACAUGACGCACCUCGCCCGCGAGUGAAAGGGUGCGUCCCCGCUACCACUAUAAAAGCUCCAAGCACUGCUCUUCGGGCAUCAGUCCAUCAACUCACAUACACAAUGGCAUUUAAGUUUGUGAUCCUCGCUUGCUUGGUGGCUGCCGCCAGCGCCGGCGUAGUCCCCGUAGGCCAUGCAGCGUACGCGGCCGCACCCGUCGCCUACGCCAGCCCUGUGGCCUACGCCGCCCCCGUUGCCAAAGCCGUCGCCGUCGAAGAAUACGAUGCGCACCCACAAUACAGCUUCGCGUAUGACGUGCAAGACGGCCUAACUGGUGACUCCAAGAGCCAGCACGAAUCUCGCGACGGCGACGUUGUCCAGGGCUCGUACUCCGUGGUCGACCCUGAUGGCACCAAGCGCACUGUUGACUACACUGCUGACCCCCACAACGGUUUCAACGCUGUUGUGCGCAAGGAGGCUCUUGCCGUGAAAGUCGCCGCCCCUGUGUCUUACGCCGCCCCCGUCGCUAAGUACGCUGCCGCCCCCGUUGCCUACGCCGCCCCUGUCGCCAAGAUCGCAGCCCCUGUCGCCUACGCAGCCAGCCCCGUUGUGCACGCAGCUCCCGUAGCCAAGUUCGCUGCACCCUUAUCCUACUCCGCGCCAGUCUACCAACCCGCACCAGCAGUAUACCACUCUGCCCCUGUCUACCACCACUAAAUUGAUGCCAAAUGUAGUGUAGUUGUUACACAAAUCUGUAGAAUACAUUUAUUUGUUGACAUUUUUGUGUGAAAAUCGUGUUGAUUAGAUAUGUACGUAAAAUGAAUUAAAUUAUAUUUUUAUACGCCUA